This is a messenger RNA of Haliaeetus leucocephalus (bald eagle), 909 nucleotides long. It is a transcript of the gene LRRC10B, whose product is annotated as leucine rich repeat containing 10B. The record is from RefSeq and is a predicted model, not a curated record. The transcript has 2 exons. Gene Ontology annotation, molecular function: protein binding. NCBI's taxonomy places the organism in Eukaryota, Metazoa, Chordata, Aves, Accipitriformes, Accipitridae. The coding region runs from base 1 to 909 and encodes 302 amino acids.
AUGGGGGUCCCCUGGGGUCUUCGUCCAUACCCUCCCCGGCCACGGGGCGUGCAACCAGGCUUCGUGGGGUUCGAAACGACGUCGGCGGCGGCCGAAGGGCCGGAGGGCAUCGAGCAACGCCUGGAGGUGCGGGGAGGACGGAUCCCGGCGGCCCUUUGGGCCCAACGGGGGUUACGGAAGCUUUACCUGAGCGGGACAGGGUUGCGGGAAGUGCCGGCCGAGCUGGCGGCCCUGCGGCACCUGCGCACCUUGGCUCUGGACGGCAACGAGUUGCUGGAGGUGCCCGAGGCCUUGUGCCGCCUGCCCCGCUUGGCCUACCUCUACCUCGGCCGCAACGGGCUGCAGGGGCUGCCGCCCGCCUUCGCCCGCCUGCAGAGCCUGCGCUGCCUCUGGCUGGAGGGCAAUUUCCUCGCCCGCUUCCCCCGAGCCCUCCUGCGCCUGCCCGACCUCCGCAGCCUGCAGUUGGGAGACAACCGCCUGGCCCGCCUGCCCGCCGGGUUGCCUCGCAUGGCGGGUUUGAGGGGACUCUGGCUCUACGGGAAUCGGUUCGAGGAGUUCCUCGCCGUCCUGCUGCGCAUGGUCCACCUCCGCGUCCUCGACCUGGACCGCAAUCGCAUCACCCGCUUUCCCGACCUGGCCUGCCUCUCCUCCCUGCGCCUCCUCUCCUACGACCACAACCCCGUCCGGCAGCCGCCUUCCGUGGGGGAUGCCGUUCAGCUGGUGGGCGACGGGGCACAGGAGUUCAUGGAGGCGCGGCAGGAACGCCUGCAGAGCCUCCAGCACCAGGAGGAAGAAGAGGAAGAAGAAGGCACCGAGGCCGCACCGGCAGCCCCCGGGGACGGCUCCCCGCUGCUGGAGGAUGGGGAAGGCAGCUUUGCAGCCCUGCGGGGCUCCCCUGGGGAAACGUGA